AUGGCUCUGCCGUUACGGAAAGCCAUAGCGAAACCUUGUUCUGCUACACCUCGAAUUCCAAUCGCAUCCUCAAUUACAUCACUCCUUCAAACCCUAAAUCCCCAAAGUAAAGAUUGUGAACCCCUUAAAGGGUUUUCAUCUCACCUCAACCCAAGCUUGGUUAUCCAAGUGAUUAAGAGUGCAGAGAACCCCUAUCAUGCACUGUUCUUCUUCAACUGGGCAUCGAACCCCGAACCCAACCCCAACAACUACUAUCAUACUCGCUCAUGUUACUCCGCCAUCACCGGUGUCUUGCUUUCUCACUCCCUUUUCUCCACCGCAUACUCUCUCCUUCGCCACUCUAACAAACUCUCCGACUUCUUCAUCUGUAAAUUCAUCAACGCUUUGGGUGAUCGUGGCGAUAUCAGGGGUGCCAUUCAUUGGUUCCACAAAGCCAAAGUCUUUGCAAGAGGGCGCUGUGUGUUCUCCUUAAACGCCAUAUUGGGCGUGCUCGUUAGAGCAAAUCGGGUCAAUCUGGCCAUGGCUAUCUACGAUCAGGUUGUGGCAGAAGAUGUGGUGAAACCCGAUGUUUUCACUUACACAACUAUGAUUAGGGGUUUCUGCAAAAUGGGCAUGGUCGAAAGUGCCGGAAAGGUGUUCGAUGAAAUGCGCUGUGAACCCAAUGUGAUUACUUACAACACAAUGAUCCACGGGUUUUGCAAGAAAGGUGAUAUGGAGGGUGCCAAGAGGGUUUUUAAUCGAUUGGUGGAAAGUAAGAGUUGCGAACCUGAUGUGGUGACUUUUACCACUUUGAUUGAUGGGCAUUCCAAGAAAGGUGAAUUCCAAGAGGCACUGAACUGCAUGAAGGAGAUGCUGGAACGAGGUUGUCACCCAAAUGUUUUGACUUACAAUGCAUUAAUUGAAGGUCUUUGUUUGAGCGGAUAUGUGGAUGAGGCAAGGAGGAUGAUGACUAGGAUGAGGUUAAAUGGUUUAAAAGACAACAUCACCACAAACACCAGCAUAUUGAAGGGUUUUUGCAUUCUGGGAAAGUCUGAUGACGCUAUCAAGCAUCUGAAGGACAUGGUUAGUCGCGGUUUGAAUCCAGAUGUGAAAGCAUGCCAUGUCAUUGUCAAUGAGUAUUGCAAGAUUAGAAAAUCAAAUGAAGCAGUUUCACUUCUGAGGGGAAUGGGGGCAAGGGGCAUUAAGCCGAGUGUGUCGAGUUUUAAUGCAGUGUUUAGAGUUCUUGUGGCUGAGGGGAAGCUUGAAGAAGCAGUUCUUCUUUUAAAGCAGAUGCCUCAAAUGGGUUGCUCACCCAACUUCUUAUCAUAUAGCAUAGUCAUAUGUGGUCUUUGUGAAGUGAAGGGUAGGAUGCAACAAGUUGAAGAGCUUGUUUGGGACAUGCUCCAGAAUGGGCAUAACCUUGAUGCAGCUAUGUACAACUGCUUACUUGGGGGAUAUUGUGAAGAUGGGGAUGAAGAAAUGGCGUUGAAGACGGUUUAUAAUAUAAUUGACAAGAACUUUGUAAUCAACAAAGACACUUUCUGCACUUUUGUCAAGGAGUUGUGUGCAAAGGGAAAAAUGAAAGAGGCGGAGACAGUAUUUGAAGAGAUGUGCAAGAGAUGCCCUGUAUUUGAUAUAAAUGCUUAGAUUAGUGCUAUGUCAAUUGGGUAGGAAAGCUGAGGCAUCAUGAUAUUCAGUCAAUUGAAUUCCUGAAGAGCUAUAGCCCAUGAAAAGUAUAACGCUUGGGGAGGGAGAAUUUGCUUAAUCCAGCAGUGGAAGCCUCUGAUAAUGUUCAUUGUAUUUAGUGUUUGGGUUAUAACUGCUGUGCACCAUGGACUGUGUCUGUGAUUGUUAGUGGUCUGGUUAGUAACUGGGUUUGGAUAGUA
Gastrolobium bilobum is the source of this 1865-nucleotide messenger RNA. RefSeq names its product pentatricopeptide repeat-containing protein At1g09900-like. The record is from RefSeq and is a predicted model, not a curated record. The transcript has a single exon. NCBI's taxonomy places the organism in Eukaryota, Viridiplantae, Streptophyta, Magnoliopsida, Fabales, Fabaceae. The coding region runs from base 1 to 1626 and encodes 541 amino acids. Gene Ontology annotation, molecular function: protein binding.